Messenger RNA from Naegleria lovaniensis, 633 nucleotides. RefSeq lists its product as uncharacterized. Gene Ontology annotation, biological process: protein stabilization. Bases 1 to 633 code for a protein of 210 amino acids. The transcript has 4 exons. NCBI's taxonomy places the organism in Eukaryota, Heterolobosea, Eutetramitea, Acrasida, Naegleriidae. Gene Ontology annotation, cellular component: membrane; cytosol; cytoplasm. The record is from RefSeq and is a predicted model, not a curated record. Gene Ontology annotation, molecular function: adenyl-nucleotide exchange factor activity; protein-folding chaperone binding.
AUGGGAAACUCCGAAGUCUCUCUGACUUUCAAAACACUUUCUAAAAAACAAUUUCAACUCACCUUCAAUGCGAGCGAUACGCUCGAAGUGGUGAAAGAGAAAGUAGCUGGUCAUGAGAAUCUUAUACCAUCUACUAUUAAGCUCAUUUACCAAGGAAAAGAAUUAACAGAAAAUUCUAAAACAUUACAAGAUUUAGGCUUUAAUCCAAACAUAUCAAUAAUCGUAGUUGGUAAAAAAGUGCAACCUCAAAAUGUAAACAAUACCACAUCAAAUGUAAAUAGUAAUACACCAGUUGAUGAAAAUAGAUCUACACUACCUUCAACAAAAGAAGACAUUGUACUUUCGAAAAUUAAUGAAAUUCAACAAAGGGCUGAGAAUUUAGAAAAAGAGGUUCAAGCUUUGAAAGAUAAACGAGAAGAAUUAGGGGAAAAGAAAUACGCCUUUGAAAGAAAGAAAUGUGAUGAAUAUUUAACACGUUGUUUAUUGGAUUUAGAUGGUAUUAAUGUUGACGGUAAUGAAGAGCUUCGAAAAAAACGAAGGACGGCAAUUGUUUUUAUUCACAGCAUAUUGUCUCUUGUGCUGCAACACAUCAUCUGUAACAAAAAUUCCAAACAUCAAGAAGAAGGAAAAUGA